GAGGCGGCCCCGCGCAUGCGCCGCGGUGGGGGCAGGGGGCGGCGGGCGCCGCCGCGGGGCUGGGACGGGCAGGGACGGCGCCGUCGCCGGUCCCGCCGUGCCUGCGGCCAUCGCUGGGCCGGGCCGGGCCCCGCCGCGGGGCGGAGGGGCGCUGCCCGGGGGAUGUGGCCGGUAGAGGCCCCGGCCGCCGAGCCCUCCGUCCCCGGCCACAGUCCCGAGCCCGCCCCCGCGGACCCGCCCGAGAGCCCCCGCGCCCCGGCCAGCCCCUGCAGCAGCCCCGGGCUGGGCUCCGGCUCGCUGCCGCCCGACAGCCUGCAAGCGCUCCCCAGCAGCGGCAGCCCCCGCGAGUCGCCCAGCAUCCAGUGUGACAGCCUGGAGUGCCCCUGCUGCGGCAGCGGCUCGGCGUCGCUCGGCGCCGGCGAGGACAGUCUGCAGGGCCCGCUCGCCGCCUGCCCGGGCCGAGGGUGCUCCGGGACGUGCCACAGCAACCCCGCGGCGUCGAGCCGCCUCUCCGACAGCCUCGAGUCCUCCCUGGCCCAGCACGACAGCCUCCAGUCGGUCUGCAGCCUGUGCGAGAGCUUCAGGUCCUCCAGCAUCAACGGUGACAGCCUUGAAUCCCUUUCCAGCCUGAGCAGUGGGUCCGCCAGCCAGUGAGCCCGCCUUCAUCCCCCACACAGUGCGCUGGCCGCUGGGUCACUUCCACCUACGGUGAGAGCUUCCUGGUUUCUGCCCUUCCUCCGGACGGCUGCGUUGAUUCUGGCUGCAUCCAGUGCCGUAACCUCCAAUACUUACUGUCGGUAGCCGCCAUUCCCAAGUUACAAGCUUCAGAGAGGCGGUGCUCACUGUUACCUGCAGUGUUAACGCUGGGUUUUUUGUCAUCGGUUAAGAAUGGAGGUACGUGGUCCUCAGAGGAAUCCCAGCUACCUCUCUGACCUCUAUCAGAACAUGUUACGAGCUGAAGAAGCACGGGGACGCGGGCAGCAGCAGCCCCCAGCAGUCCACACAAGUAGCAGCAAGGCCCUUUGGAGCAGCACCCUGGCCGAGGGGGGCCCCCAGCCAAGUAAGCUUCAGAGCAGCACUUCCUCCAGCUGCGAUCCCGCGCUACGGCCUAUCAUCCGCCGCCGAGCCAGAUCUUUGCCUACAUCACCCGAAAGAAGGAAGCGAGCAGCAGCACAGUGUCAAGUUCCCGGAUGCCAGAGUCGUAUAAACCGGGUGAGAUUCGCUGAUGCUUUGGGCUUGGAGCUUACUGAAGUGAAAGUCUUCCAGACAGGGGAGGAUCCAUCGAUCCCCUUGCAUGUCCUUUCCAGGCUCUCCAUAAACUCAGACCUCUGGUGCAGUAGCUCAGACUUGGAGUUUUCUAUGCAGUGCUUGGUCCCCGACUUCCAGCAGCCUGCGGACAGUAUGGAUUUCUCCUCCCGACUUCAGGAGCAACAGGUGUGUCUCGAACGAGUGACCAGCUCAGAUCUGGGGCUCAGUGGCACCAUCCAGGUUCGCAAUAUUGCUUUUGAGAAGCAAGUAUCUGUGCGAUACACCUUUAACCAGUGGAAAAGCCUCCAUGAAGUGUGUGCUCAUUGGCGCAGUAGCAUCCCUGAGAAAAACGGGCAAGAUCAGGUUGAUGUUUUCACUUUCUUUCUCCCUGUGCCUCCUUUCCUCCUUCAGCUGUGCUCUGUAGUCCAGUUUGCAGCAAGGUACCAAGUCAACGGCCAGGAGUACUGGGAUAACAACAGAGGCAAAAACUACAUUUUAACCUGCCGGAUUCACCCCCUUAAGAUGCCUAGGGAAUGUGAGGAGAGCUGGAUCCACUUCAUCUGAGCCAAGGAUGUGGACGCAGAGCAGCUCGUCAGUAGUCUCGGUGGCCCUCUCUUCCUUGGCAUGGCUCUCUGCUCCCAUGGCAGCAGUCUCCCUUUUUGAAACCUGCCAAACCUGCCAAAGUGUUCCAGGGUAGCGAAGUAGCCAAUGACCCGAACAAACUGUUCUAAACCUUUCAGAAAGUAAAAAGGGCCAAAAUGUGUAUUGAGUUACAUCUGCUGGAAGCUCAUGUGAUUUCUUGUAGUGUAUAUGAGCUGUUGCAGGAUGAUUCCAGGGGAUGCUGUCAGACUACCUGAGAGAAAAACAGGACCUUUCAUGUUGCUAGGAAUGUUCUAGGUUGCAUAGAAUAUUUGUGGUUGUUUCCUAAAUGGACAGUGUGGCUUUACUGGUUGCGUUUCUAAUUUUGUUUAUAUUAUCUCACUAAGUCUGGGCACUAUUCCAUUUAUGCAUAAUUUAGAUGGCAGACACUGUGGGGAGUGCUUGUAUUUAUAUAUAUAUAUACAAAACCUAGGACUGUAAUCACGUUAAAUGUUUCCUUUAAUAUUUGAGUUAGAAAUUAAAUGUUAUUACAAGCAGAACAUACAUGAAAAUGUGCCAUCAGCCCCGUUUCCCUUAAGAAAAGGCACUUUUUUUUUUUUUUUUUUUAAUCUCCAGUGUUUGCAAUAGGCAGCAGGAAUGAUUGUUACUGAAGUGUGUGUAAGGCAGAUCUUCACGGGGAAGUUCUCAUCUUUUUGAGGUGAUGCACAAGUAGGCUUUUUCUCUGGGUAGUGGUACAGGAAUUGUCCUUUCCUUGUGCACCUGUUUUUCCUAAGGGAAACUAGAGCAGUUUUGCAUCUGUGUUGCAAUUGCAAUUGAAGAUCUCGAAGCACUGUAUCAAUGCUAAUGACUUUACCACUGUUACUGGUAAACAUAUAAAUCAAGACAUUGAUAUGAGAUAGAUACAUUUAUUUAAAAAACAAAUAAAUAGACAGUACAAGGAGCUGGUUACAGAGCCCUGGAAUAGCAUGCCAGAACCCUGAACGAUGACUCCCUGUUCCCCAGCGUCCCAGUGCUACUGCAGUAGUAUGUUUGAAUUCUUUAAUCAACUACUUCUCAUUAUAAACCAGUUGAACUCCAAGAAAAGUUCAUGGUAAAAGCAAAAUCAUGGUUUUACUGGUAAACUGAUACUUAGACCCAUAAACAGAAUCCCUUCUGCAGCAGGGAGAGCACAGUAACACUAAGUGCAGUCUGCCCAUGCUUCUUGCUCUACUACUUUAAUUUUGUGGUUUUAGUGUGAUUUAAGAUUGGCAACAGGCUUAAAUCUAACAAGUAAAAUAUUCUCCAUUAUUUUUUUCAUACAUAUUCAUAAGUGCAUGGAAAGUUUAGCUUUAUAUGUGUAGCAUAAAUUUUCAAAACUGGCUGAUUGGAUGUAUUGGAAGAGCUGCUUUUUAGGCCUAUACCGUGAAAAUCAGGCCACUUACCUGGGCAUCUUAUUUUGGAUUGCUGCUUAUGCAUCAAAAUCACGAGUUGUUCUUAAAAUCACCAUUGUAAGCAACCCACAGCCAAGUAUAUAUCAAUCAAAAAAGCCUAGUAUUUCUGGAAGUGCAGAAACCCCAAGAAAAUUCAUGUGUCUGGCAACUUAAUGUUACUCCUUAUUUGUGAUACCCAUUUAGCAAAGCUGGGGUUUCAAGUGAAGAAGCUGCCUCGUUCCAUUAGUCUUUGGCUUUCAAAGGAACGGAAAUCAUUAAUGAUUCUGUGAGCUGCAGAGCACCUCUUGCAGAGUACUGAGAAAAUUCAAUCCUGUUUGAAACCACUGAGAACUGACCGUGUAGUUUCCUUUAACUUUGUAUUGGAGUACUGUUGAGGUUGAACGAAGUUGAAAUUGUUUUGAAGGAGUAGGUGAGGCUGAGGUGCGAUUGCCAGCUACAAAGAGUGCUGUCUCCUUUCAAUCCGCCUGCUUUACUUUCUGUAUCUGGGUUAGAGGAGUGACCAUUGCCAAUGUAGCAGCAGCUCUUGUCUCCUAGAAAAAUCAAUGCAGGGAACUGGAAGACUAGUCUUCCUCAUAUGGCACAAAAAAUGAGAGCUCUGUAAGAAGGGGCACUGCCUGAUUAAUUGUAAGGCUUUAUUGCCUCCUCUGGUGGGCUUCUUAUGGUUAAAUGACAUAUGACAAUACAGGACAUAAUAUAUCUGAACUAGUCAACAUAGAGUCUUCAUAGUCAAUGGAGAUGUUUUUCCUACGGUUAGCAGACUACCUGCGGUGUGAAACACUGCAUCAUCUCUGCUGAGUGCAGAGAGAACGCUGCAGGACUAGUUCUGCCAUACUGAAAUUCUCAGCAUUCGUGCAGAUUGUGCCAAAUUAUGCCAGUCUGUAGGUAUCAAGUUAGAUGAGCUGAAACACACCUUCAGUGACUGCAGAAGAAUCUUUCUUGGCGUGAAUUGAAAUUGCAUACCCUUACUUUUGUGAAACACUCACUUAAGGAAUUUCAUUAAUUUUUAUCUAGUAUUGUUAAAGUCCAUAUAAGCAAAGUUUUAUGUACUCGUCAGCAAAGUAAAAAGAAGACAAACACACAUGCACAGAAGCACUUGUGCUGAAUAACUUGCACUAUUUUAAAAUAUUGUUCCCCUCCCAAACUACUGUAUUUCUUCCAUCAGCAAAACCAAGGCUUCACCUUUCAGCACACCAUAAAAAAUCCUAUUGUUACCAGACUGGUAUUUGACACUGGUUUACAAUGGACAUUGCUGGAGCCCAACACAGUACUUGGCUUCCUGGCAGAAAGGUGCUGUUGCUGUCUUCUGGGAGGGACUUUGUCAUGUGCCAGCAAAUGUCAAAUCUGAGUGGUGUUGCAGGCCGGGAUAGAUUAUGUAAAGCUGAGGCUGUCAGUUUAAAGGUUAACGUCAUGUAUACAGUGUAGGAGAGAGGUGAGAAAUGAAUGUCUCAGUGAUGUGAGUUUGGCUUGUAUUGUCUUCCUUCCACAACCCCUCAGGGUAUUUGCAUGUGCAAAAUCUUGAAUACUGAAGUAUUAUUCCAAGUUUGCCUUUUGUCUUUGCUUGUCUUGCACUGCUGGAGAAUAAUUGACAGUAGCUGUUACUAAAGCAGCUGUUGUGGCUGACUGUGGGUCAAGCAGGCCUUCCUCGUAAUGGACCUGUGGGUGAUCUCUGGGUUAAGCUGUUAAAACAUUCACACGAGUACUGGCAUCUGUCACAUGUAAGAUGAAAUUUGCACUUAACGUUUUCCUGUCACAUUCAGUAGUGAUUCUAGGUGACAAAAAGGGGAUUAAGCCAUUAAGUAGUGGUAAUAAGUCGUGAAGAUAAGCUUAUGACCACCGUUAUAAAUUCUCAGGACAAUUUGACUGCUUGCACUGUGUUCAAAGUGAGCACUUCUGUUAUAAUGAGGAUUUUGUAAAAGUGAAUUCCUCACAAGGGUUAUUUGCCAUAUAAUGCACUUUUAAAAACUUGUAUUUAUUAUAGUGAUGCAAUAAAUGAAUGAGCAGUCCACAGUUUCAAGGUUCUUUCAAGCAUGUUUUUAAAAAAUACAUAUGGAAUCCAUGUAAAUGAAUAGGUGUUGUCUUUCCUGAUGAAAUGUCUUCUCGAGAAUAAAGUACAUUACACAGUGUAUCAGUAAAGCACAUACAUUAGACAAAAGGUCAUUUUGUUUUAGUGGAGAGUUGUAUGGUUGCAAAGUGCUUAAUUCAUUUAAAAAAACAGUAAUAAAACUAUGGCUAUUGUAAUACAAAAGACUGUAAUAAAAGCUUUUCAUAAUUUUA
Falco peregrinus (peregrine falcon) is the source of this 5552-nucleotide messenger RNA. RefSeq names its product protein phosphatase 1 regulatory subunit 3D (gene PPP1R3D). NCBI's taxonomy places the organism in Eukaryota, Metazoa, Chordata, Aves, Falconiformes, Falconidae. The coding region runs from base 889 to 1812 and encodes 307 amino acids. Gene Ontology annotation, biological process: regulation of glycogen biosynthetic process. Gene Ontology annotation, cellular component: protein phosphatase type 1 complex. Gene Ontology annotation, molecular function: glycogen binding; protein phosphatase 1 binding. The record is from RefSeq and is a predicted model, not a curated record. The transcript has a single exon.